Messenger RNA from Onychostruthus taczanowskii (white-rumped snowfinch), 2109 nucleotides. It is a transcript of the gene LRP11, whose product is annotated as LDL receptor related protein 11. NCBI's taxonomy places the organism in Eukaryota, Metazoa, Chordata, Aves, Passeriformes, Passeridae. The record is from RefSeq and is a predicted model, not a curated record. Bases 1 to 2109 code for a protein of 702 amino acids. The transcript is spliced from 10 exons. Gene Ontology annotation, molecular function: protein binding.
AUGCUCCGCUCCGCCGCGGCUCCCGCCGAGCCGAAAGGCGCCCGCCGCCGCUACCGCCGGGCCGCAGCAGCCGCCGCUUACGCGUGUGCUCCGCUCCCCCGCACCUGCCGCUUAAAGCCUCGCAUGGCUCGGCGGCGCAGCGGCCCCGCCGCCGGGGGUGGGUCCGGACCGGCUGGGCGGGGACAGAGGAGGGGCUCAGAGCGGCUCGGCUCGGCUCGGCACGGUACGGCGCGGGUCGGGUUGGCACAGCGCAGCACGGUCGGAGCGGCUCGGCGCGGCACAGCACAGCGUGCCCGGCGUCAGCAGCUUGGAGCGGAGUGUGGAGCACCCCCAGAGUGCCGCGGGGCUGCCCCGGUGCCGGCCAGGCACGGGCGGCCGCUGCUCGGCGGAGGCGGAACGGCUGUGCCCACGGCAGGGCGCUCCCGGGGAGCAUACGCUCGCUGGGUGGUUUAUGACUUUUCUUUUUCUCUAAGGAAAUGCAGUAUUGCCCCGUCACGCACGCUACGUUUAUAUGCAUUGCAUGCCUGCAGCACUAAAACGCUGAAUGCAAUAGUUUUCUUCUCUUCGUGGUUUGUGUGGGCGUGGCGGCUCCUGAAGGAAUGUCGCUGUGGGGGGCGGUCCCGGGGCGGGGCCCGCCGGAGCUGUUCGGGGCUGCGGGUGCUGAGCGCGGCCGCUCCGCCUGGUGCAGCCGGGCGGGGCCGGCGCCUCCCCGCGCCGCGCUCGCAGGGGGUGGGCGUGGAGACGCUGCUGGAGGAGUUCCGCCGGCAGCUGCAGCAGGAGGAGCCGGGACCGCCGGCGACAGCGGGCGGCGGAGGGGGCGGCGGGGAGCGGUGCGGCGGAAGCGGCGGCUUCUCGGCCAGGCCCGACUCCAUCAUCCGCACCAAGGACUCCAUCGCGGCCGGCGCCACCUUCCUGCGGGCGCCCGGCGCCGUGUCGGGCUGGCGGCAGUGCCUGGACGCCUGCUGCGCCGAGCCGCGCUGCACGCUGGCCGUGGUGCAGGGGCCCGCCCGCCCGCGGGGCACGGCGGCCGAGCCGGGCUGCUACCUCUUCAACUGCACGCACCGCGGCCGGCCCGUCUGCCGCUUCGCCCCGCACCGCGGCUACAGCUCCUACAGCCGCCGGACCGCCGGCGGCGCCGCGCCGCCCACGGAGGAGAACGGGGCUGCGGCGUGCCGUUCGGCGGUGAUGGUACCUCCAUCUUUUGGGACUAGAGAAGACUACGAUGAGCCUCCACAGUGUAGGGCGGGCCAAGACAUUGUGCUGCAGUCACCUGUGGACUGGGUGCUUUUGGAUGGCCGGGAAAGCUCCGAUGACCAUGGAAUUGUGCACUAUGAGUGGGCGUUGCUGCAGGGUGACUCAUCGAUUGAAAUGCAGGUACCGCAGCCAGGAACGCUGAAACUGUCCCACAUUCAGGAGGGCGGGUAUAUUUUCCAGCUCACUGUGACAGACACUGCAGGUCAGCGGAGCUCUGACAACGUCUCUGUGACCAUUCUGCCCAUGGUUCAUUCUGCAGCAGCCUGUGUUGGGGUUUGCUCUCGCUACCAGUUUAUCUGUGACGAUGGCUGCUGCAUUGACAUCACAUUUGCGUGUGAUGGUGUGAGACAGUGUCCUGAUGGAUCAGACGAGACUUUCUGCCAGAAUCUGAGCUCGGGUCGGAAGACGGUGACACACGCAGCUCUUGGCACUACCCAGCAAAGGACUGCAGGACUGACUGAAAACACAGAGGAAAACUCUGCAGUGAACACCCUGAAAGCCACUGCCAGAAAUCAACCACUUCUCUCAGUGGAUGCAGACAUGUCUAACCAAUCGCUUUCUCAGGGACCAAAGAAACAAAUCAGUGGAUUUGUGCCAGAUAACAGUUCCUCAGGGAAAAGAACAGAUGAUAAAAAUGGGGAUGGCAUAAUGAUGCCAAAGAGAGAUCAGCUUGGAGGUGGUCGCCCAGUCCCAGAAACAGGUGCUGUGUUACCCUUAGCCUUAGGCUUGGCAAUCACUGCUUUGCUGCUGCUUAUGGUUGCUUGCAGACUGCGCUUAGUGAAACAGAAGCUCAAAAAAGCUCGACCCAUUACAUCUGAAGAGUCUGAUUACCUCAUCAAUGGGAUGUAUCUCUAA